AGGGGAGCGGCGGGGCACGGGCUGCCCGUGCGGGAGCGCGGCGGAGCGGCUGGAGGGGGGUCCCGGCCCGGCUCCCCCGCUAUGGCCACGUCCCCGUGCAGCAGUAGCGGCGUCUCCUCGUCGUCCUCGUCGGGGCUGGGCGCGGACGCGGGGCUGGAGAUCCGCACGCGCUCCGUGGAGCAGACGCUGGUGCCGCUGGUGUCGCAGAUAACUACUCUUAUUAAUCAUAAGGAUAAACCAAAGCGUUCAGACAAGACUCUGCAAGCAAUUCAGCGAGUGGGCCAAGCCGUUAACCUGGCAGUCGGGAGAUUUGUUACUGUGGGUGAAGCCAUAGCCAACGAAAACCAUGAGCUGAAGGAGGAAAUGAGUGUUGCUUGUAUCGAGGCAAGGAGAGCAGGUGAAACAAUUGCACAGCUUACAGAUGUGGCAAGCUUGGAUCAUCCUGAAUCUGAUAGCCACAUUACAAUCUUUACGGACAAAACGGGUGUGGUAAAAGCUGCAAGAUUGUUGCUUUCUUCUGUCACAAAGGUGCUGGUGUUAGCAGACAGGAUUGUUAUUAAGCAAAUUAUAACUUCCAGAAACAAGGUUCUUGCAACAAUGGAACAACUAGAAAAAGUCAGUAGUUUCCAGGAGUUUGUACAAAUAUUCAGCCAGUUUGGAAAUGAAAUGGUGGAGUUUGCCCAUUUAACUGGAGAUCGGCAAAAUGAUUUGAAGGAUGAGAAGAAAAAGGCUAGAAUGGCUGCAUCUAGGGCUGUUCUUGAGAAGUGCACUAUGAUGCUCCUGACUGCUUCAAAGACUUGUCUGAGGCACCCAGACUGUGAAUCUGCUCGUAUUAACAAAGAUGGAGUUUUUCAUCGGAUGAGACUAGCUUUGGAACAGGUAAUAGAAAUUGUAACUGACUCUAGACCAAAUGGAGAAAAUGAAAUGGCCCCCAUCAGCAUAUAUUCUGGCAUCAAAGAAUUCAAGAACAAGGUGGAAGGUCUCCGUGAGAAUCUUUAUUUUCUCUCAAAAGAGAACCUUUCAACAAUGCUGGAGGUUAUCCUGGAACAUACAGAAGACUUCACAGACUCUGCCUAUACCAGUCAUGAGCACAGAGAACACAUUUUGGAGCUGUCUAAACAGGCUAAAAUGGAACUAGAGCAGCUGGUUUCAGUGUGGAUGCAAGCUCAAAACCAAAAGACAAAGGAUCUCAUGGAAGACUUGGAAGUAGCCAUUUUAAAAACAUGCCAGUGCAUGAAUGAACUUAAAAGAGAGGUCCACAGUGCAGCAACAUCUCUGGCAGCAGAUCUUCUAAAAUACCAUACAGAUCAUAUGGUUCUCAAAGCAUUAAAAAUCACAGGAGUAGAAGGAAAUCUUGAAGCUGUAGCAGAAUAUACUUGCAAGCUAUCAGAGCAGAAAGAACAGCUUGUUGAGAUGUGUCGCUUAUUGAGGCAUGUUUCUGGAACUGAGCCCCUUGAGAUUACUUGCAUACAUGCAGAAGAUACCUUUCAGGUCACUGGCCCACAGAUAAUUUCUGCUGCAGAAACCCUGGCAUUACAUCCAUCUAGCAAGAUUGCAAAAGAAAAUCUUGAGGUGUUCUGCGAGGCCUGGGAGUCUCAACUGAGUGACAUGUCUUUGUUGUUAAGAGAAAUCAAUGAUGUGUUUGAAGGAAGAAGAGGAGAGAAGCGUGUCUACCUAUCACUGCCCAGACCAGGGAAGCAUAAUUCAAAUCUGAAAACAUUAAAGCCAGUCAAACUAGAUACUGAGGUAAGAUACCGUCAUUUUAGUAAAAAAAACUUUCAUUUUUUUAUCUUAUCAGAAGAAUGUGUUUUUAAGUGCCAUAAAUAUGGUUACCAUUUACAGGAACAGGCGAAAAUUGCAAAACUUGGAUUAGAAUUGCAUCUGCUAACAUCUGAUGUGGAUUCUGAGACUGAGAAAUGGGAGGAUCAGGAGAAUGAGAUUGUGCAACAUGGGCAAGGCAUGUCAAGUAUGGCCUACUCCAUGUAUUUGUUUACCAGAGGAGAAGGACUUCUGAAAACUACUCAAGAUUUAUUUCAUCAGGCAGAGAUUUUUGCCACAGAGGGCACAAAGCUUGCUUCAGCUCUUCAUGCUCUUUCUGAUCAGGUGCACAAUGAUGACAAGCCUUUGCUUCUGUUGGAGGCUGAAAAACUCAUCUCUAUGUGCAAGCAGCUCCAGAUAACAGCUAAAGCUUCUGCUCAGGGUAAAAGUGCUACAUUUACAAAGGUUGAUGCAUGCAUUCUGAAAACAAGGAAUGUGAUGACUCUGCUAUGCCAACUUCUUCCACUUUGCUGCAAAUUACUGAGAAAGAAUAAAGCAGGAAAUGGUUGUCUUAAGCCUGCUCCACCAUGGAAAGAAGACAGAUUACGAACUGGUACAAAUGCACGUACUCCAGAAAGAAGAGUGGACACAUUUGGCAUCAAGUCUUUAGAAAAUCAUGUAACAAACAUGACGUUUUUAGAGAGCAAGUAAUCAUAGCACUGAGAAAUGCAGGAAUUCCCAUUUGAAAAUAACACUUGCUGAAGUUUCAAUAUUGCUUUCAUUUGUGGAAAGUCAAGCCAGGUUAAUUUGAUAUAAAACUGUUGACCUUUUGUCACAUCUAAUAGAUGUCCCGUGACUUAGCCAUUAAAACACCAGCUGGUCUAAAUGUUCUGUAUUUUUAUAAUGUGAAUGCCUUUCCUAUGCUCACUAUUGAUACCCAUUUUGUAAUUAAUGCUUAUGAAUGUCUUAAUGGAUGUGUCAACCCGAAGAUGCUGCUAAUAGACAUUUUAUGUAAAGACCCCUGUGCUGCAUACGCUAUAGGUAACACUACUGUUGAAGUCUGUAAACUCAUCUCUGGCCUAUUUCGGUCUAUAUAUUUGAUAAAGUGGAAUCAGGAAUAUAGUCUGAAAGGCUGUGGCCUGAAGCACUGAAUUGUUACCUUAGUUACAAGUUAUGCCUGCAAUGAAGUAGUCCUAGGAAAAAAAAAACCUCUUUAAAUAGCUGCACCCCUGAAUUUUAAUCUUGAUGACAUGAUUCAUCUCUACAAAAGUGUAUUUCUAAGUGAUUAAUAGUCUUGACUCAAACCCUUUUCUUUUAGCCUAUUUGUAGAUGGCAGUUGUUGCUUUCUUUUUUAUUAAAACUUACUGAGCAGAAUUUGAGUUGCCUGUAGAACCACUGAAGUAUUAUGCAGACUUGAUACUAUGCCAUUUAAAAUUGAAGAACGUAGAUACUGAUUAUUACAAAAUUCUGUACAAAGGGCAUUAUUUGACUUCAGGAUACCAUGAAAAUACAACUUGGUGUGAAAUACAUAUUUUCAAGUUUAUCUGCUCUUUGUACAGAGGCUUUUGCUGCAGUUUUAUUUUCCAUUCACCUGUGUCAAACUCCAUAUUGUAUUAGUUAAGCUAAAUUACAUGAUAGCCAAACGCUAUGGUUUUUCUAUAUAUACUAUGCUAGCAUUAAGCAGAAGCAAAGCUGAUUGUGGAACACAAAUAAUCUCCAACAUGUCAUUCUGAGCUUAUUUAAAAACCUGUAGAGCUAGAAUUCAGAGAAAAAGAAAAAUUUUACAUCAAGUUUUUACAGAAAUUUUAAUAUACAAACUAUUUGAACUGGUUUAUUCUUUUAUGAAUCAAGCAGUUUAGUUCCACUUUUAAAAACUGGCACUGGGUCUUUUCAAUACUACAAAACUCACAGUUACAAUAAAAGUCACUUAUUUAGUAUUAAA
Corvus hawaiiensis (hawaiian crow) is the source of this 3700-nucleotide messenger RNA. RefSeq names its product catenin alpha like 1 (gene CTNNAL1). Gene Ontology annotation, biological process: cell adhesion; Rho protein signal transduction. The record is from RefSeq and is a predicted model, not a curated record. The coding region runs from base 82 to 2469 and encodes 795 amino acids. NCBI's taxonomy places the organism in Eukaryota, Metazoa, Chordata, Aves, Passeriformes, Corvidae. Gene Ontology annotation, molecular function: actin filament binding; cadherin binding. The transcript is spliced from 18 exons.